Messenger RNA from Myotis davidii, 2416 nucleotides. It is a transcript of the gene AIMP1, whose product is annotated as aminoacyl tRNA synthetase complex-interacting multifunctional protein 1. The record is from RefSeq and is a predicted model, not a curated record. Bases 98 to 1063 code for a protein of 321 amino acids. NCBI's taxonomy places the organism in Eukaryota, Metazoa, Chordata, Mammalia, Chiroptera, Vespertilionidae. Gene Ontology annotation, molecular function: tRNA binding. The transcript has 7 exons.
CGGUGGGACACCUCGUUGGGUCCUUUCUCGCCGCCGUCGCCUGCGGGAGACUCCCAGCUCCCGGCGGAGGCUGACCGGGUUCCCGGGGCGCUGAUUCAUGAUUUUCUGCCGUUUCUUGGCAAAAAUGGCAACCAAUGAUGCUGUUUUGAAGAGACUAGAACAGAAAGGUGCAGAGGCAGAUAAAAUUAUUGAAUAUCUUAAACAGCAAGUUGCUCUUCUUAAGGAAAAAGCAAUUUUGCAGUCGACUUUGAGAGAAGAGAAGAAACUUCGAGUUGAAAAUGCUAAAUUGAAGAAAGAAAUUGAAGAAUUGAAGCAAGAGCUAAUUCAGGCAGAAAUUAAAAAUGGAGUGAAACAAAUACCAUUUCCAUCUGGUACUCCACUGCAAGCUAAUUCCGUGGUUUCUGAAAAUGUAAUACAAUUUAUGCCAAUCACACCCACAUCUUCUGGUGCCAAAGAACAGAUAAAAGGAGGAGGAGGAGAAGAAAAGAAGGUGAAAGAGAAACUUGAAAAGAAAGGAGAGAAAAAGGAAAAGAAACAACAAUCAGUAGCAGGAAAUGCUGAUUCCAAACCAAUAGAUGUUUCCCGUCUGGAUCUUCGAAUUGGUUGUAUCAUCACUGCUAAAAAACAUCCUGAUGCAGAUUCUUUGUAUGUAGAAGAAGUAGAUGUUGGAGAAGCAGUCCCAAGGACAGUUGUCAGUGGCCUGGUGAAUCAUGUUCCUCUUGACCAGAUGCAAAAUCGGAUGGUGAUUUUACUUUGUAACCUAAAACCUGCAAAGAUGAGGGGAAUAUUAUCUCAAGCAAUGGUGAUGUGUGCUAGUUCACCAGAGAAAGUUGAAAUCUUAGCACCUCCUAUUGGAUCUGUUCCUGGAGACAGAAUUACUUUUGAUGCUUUUCCUGGAGAGCCUGACAAGGAGCUGAAUCCUAAGAAGAAGAUUUGGGAGCAGAUCCAGCCUGAUCUUUACACCAAUGAUAAGUGUGUGGCCACAUACAAAGGAGCUCCCUUUGAGGUGAAAGGGAAGGGAGUGUGUAGGGCUCAAACUAUGACCAACAGUGGAAUAAAAUAAAAUCACAUCAAAAUAUUUCAAUUACUGAAAUGCAUUGGAAAAAACUUUGAUGCCAAUAAAAAGAAAUAUAUUUGUCACUUAUGCCUAAAAUAUAACUGCCUCAUUUUUGUGUUAUUUGUCUUCUAGACUGGACUAGUCUGUUACCUAGUAUAUAUUGUUUUCAGUUGAUUGUAGAAGCACUGUAUUUUUACCUAUGAUUUUUGACCCUUUAUAAUGUUGGGAGGAAAUGCCCUGUGUUUUUUGGUGAUUUAUUUUUUAGCAGGGAUAUUGAUGUGAGCAGAUUUUUUCUUUAUGCAUUUUUAGAUAACUUGAACUAGAUUAGCAUUUAGUUUCUUAUAGGCACAUGAUACGUGAAAUUUCAAGUCCUUGGAUUUUUAGUAUAUUGUGUAUCUGUGCUAUAAAUGUCCUCUCCUCUUAAAAAAUGACAAGUUAAAAGUUGUGCAAGGUUUAUCGACUAAUCACAUUACAAUAAUAUUGAAAAUGAACAACUGUUGAUUCUUGAGAGCCAAACAUCAUAAAAGCUAGGAGACAUGGCACUUGAACAUUAUUGCUACUUCUUGCCAAAGUAACCCAAACUUGUAUAUUUAAAGGCAAUUUUUUUAAAAAGACUGAAAUUUCCAACUGUGUGUUGAACUUUUCUUUUCAUUGAGCAAAGUGGUAAUAAAUUUUGACUAUGAAGCAUAAACACAUUGCGAAGUGUUGCCAGUAUAGUUUCCAAUAAUUGACCAUAAAAGCAGCAGUCUAUUUUUUUACUCUAGCUGACCUAAAGAUUCCUUGGGCAUCUAAUAAAACAUUAUUUAUAGCUCUUUAUCUUUAGAAGAGCAUUUAAGAUUGAUAAAGUUUGCUUUUUCAUGAACCAUCACUGUCCAUAUAUUAAAAGAAAUGUCAGCCAAAACUUAAUAUACAUUAACAUAUCAAUUGCCUAUUUUCACUCGCCUUCUAGAUAUUCUAGGAACAAUGAAAAUUAACUUAGGAAUCAUUAGCUUCAACUUCAUCAGACUUGAGAUUUGGGCUGCCAAAAAAAGAAAUGCAUCUAUGGAGGUAGGCAUAUAGAUACUGUUUGAAAGAAAAGUCUGUUCUAGCACUGGUUAUUUAUGCCUCCAAUAAGGAGAAGCAAAAACAAAAAUUUUACAACAACCCUGCAUGCCAGGUUAUAAAAGGUAUAAGUAAAGUGCAUUUAUUUAAGUCCAUGGAGUUCUGGUAGGCCAGGACACAUAAUAGAAUUUGAUAUUUCUGAAAAACUGUUUAUUAGCAGAGCAUCAUUAGCAUGUGUUGAUAACUAAACACAAGUGAGUUUUUAAAGUUAUUUUGUACUCAAGAUCUAUUAUUUUUGGAAUAAAGAAUGUGACAAAG